AUGUAUAAUAAUAAUAGAAUUAAUCAAUUUCAACAACAACAACAACAACAACAACAGCAACAACAACAAACACAAUAUAAUACUCAAUACUAUGGACAAUAUCAACAACAAGGCCAUAUGAUGGGUGGACAUAUGCAACAACAUAUGCAACAUCCAAACCAAUUUCAACAACAUCAUCUUCAUCAACAACAAAUGAGUAUGAUGGGUCAUAUGCCACAACAACAACAACAACAACAAUAUGGUAGAGGAUUUCCUCAACAAAUGCAACAAAUGCAACAACAACAACAAAUGCAACAACAGCAACAACAGCAACAACAACAACAAUCUGAUAGUGAUUUAUCAUUAUAUAUAGGAGAUUUAGCUACAGAUGUAACAGAUCAACAAUUAAUGAAUGCAUUUCAAGGUAGAUAUCCAUCAGUUAGAAGUGCAAGGGUAAUUAUGGAUAGUGCAACAGGUAUAUCAAGAGGAUAUGGUUUUGUAAAAUUUGCAAGUGAUGUUGAAAAAGAUAAAGCACUCAUUGAUAUGAAUGGUUUCUAUAUAAAUAAUAAACCAAUUAAAGUAAAUAAUCCAACUCAUAAAAGAUUAAAUAGUCAAACCUCAACAAUACCUGAUUUAACUUCAACCGAUCCAAAUAAUACUGCAAUUUAUGUUUCACAAUUAGAUCAUUAUAUUGAUGAAGGUGUUUUACAAACUAUUUUUGGAGCAUAUGGUGAAAUAUCAUAUAUUAAAAUGUUAACAAAUAAGUUUAGUGCAUUUGUUAAUUUUGUAAAUAGAGAAUCAGCAGAAGCUGCAUUUGGUUUAAAUAAUUUUCCAGUUGGUAAUACACGUUUAAAGGUUCAAUGGGGUAAAAAUGUUGCUCCACCACCAAAAUCACCACCAAUGACACCAACUAAUAUUGCUGUUAACAUUAAUACACCUCCAAUAUUUUCAACAAAUAUAUCUUCAACGUCAUCACCCUCUUCACAUAGUGUUGUUGUAGUUAGUAGUAGUGGUGGUGGUGGUGGUGGUGGUGGUGGUGGUGGUACAAUUAAUUUCAAUGAAACUUCAAUUAACAAUAACAACAACAACAAUGAUGGUAAUAUAAAUAAUAGUAAUAUAAAUAAUAAUAGUAAUAUAAAUAACAAUAAUAAUGUUAAUAAUAAUAAUAAUAAUAAACCGAAUGGAGUUUCAAUUAAUAAUGAUAAAAACAAUUCAAGUAUUUACGAUCCACACUAUACAUAUUUUUCAAAUGAAAAGAUGGAUAUAACAAAGGCAUACAAUGUAACAGAGGAAAAUAAAGCUUACUUAUCUUGGAAUAAACCUCAAUUUACUACAAACUUUUAUUCACAAAAAACAUGGGGUUUACCUCAAAAAGAAAAAGAUGGUCCAGAUAGUUCAGUUUUUGAAGCUUAG
Messenger RNA from Dictyostelium discoideum AX4, 1392 nucleotides. RefSeq names its product RNA recognition motif RNP-1 domain-containing protein. The coding region runs from base 1 to 1392 and encodes 463 amino acids. The transcript is spliced from 4 exons. NCBI's taxonomy places the organism in Eukaryota, Evosea, Eumycetozoa, Dictyosteliales, Dictyosteliaceae. The record is from RefSeq and is a predicted model, not a curated record. Gene Ontology annotation, molecular function: mRNA binding; nucleic acid binding; RNA binding.